AUUUGACAUCUUGACUGCGUUAGCUGGGUAGCGCAUUUACGGCACUUGUCACCGUCACGCGGCAGCCAGAGGUGCCAUGGAGUUGUAGUCUUUAGUCGGUUUUUUUUGUUCUUCAUGGAAAAAGAGGGAAAUAACCAAUAGAAACUAAGUCAACAAAUGUCUCUGUUAAUGGAAUACUUUAUUAUGUAUGCGUUUGUAUGUGAUCGCUCUGUUUGUUAAUGAGCUGCCCAGUUAGCUUAGCACUGACGGCUAGUGGUUGCUUAGCGACCAGAAAAGAGUCAGCUAGCAUCGGUCGAUUAAACAUACGUAGGUUUUAGCUUAGCCAAGAGUACCAAUUGUAAAAAACUUAUAAAAACAAGCAGCUAGUAGUAGAAAUUGUUACAUUCACGCUGUGAACGGCACGAGAAAUAGAACAGAUCGCGCAUUUUCAAGAUGUUUAGUUUAUGGAACACUGUCCAUCCGAAGUAAACAGCAGUCGAGAGAGUUUACAUGUUCUAUCCGUACACGCAGCACUGUAUAAGAAGCACGUUUAUGUACAAGCAAAUAGAGAAAUGAAAAUUCCAACAUAAAGAAGCAACGAUGACGUCUACAGAGAUACAAAGAUCCGCCGUCGAUCACAGUCAGAAGCAGCUCGGGAUUUGAACCCCCGCCCCUUGUCGACCCUGAGCUCUUCAACGCCGCUGAACCCUACGGUUCAUACUGUAACAACAUAAACCACGUUUACUUUACACCGUACACUAUCACCUGACCUUGGACAAGACUCGGGUUACUCUCCUCCGUCAGAUGGCGUUCUGCCUGGCUGAGCUGCACUUGUGGUCCACCAAGAGCUCUCUCCAAGUUAAAGAUACAGACAUUGGCACCUAUCAGUUCUACGAUAAAGGAGAGCCAGCCACUCCCCUGGAGCAUCAGUACUACAGUGAGAAACAACAGUUCUGUGACGCUCGAGGCUAUCCCUGGACCCCCAGGAACCGCCGGCCGGAGAAGCUGAGGGAUUCGCUGAAAGAGUUAGAGGAGCUGCUGCAGACCAACACCUGUGUUCACACCAGAUGGCGAAACAAGCUCUGCUGCCAGCUGAUUCUGCAGAGCGGCGUUCUGGUGACGGUGGCCGUUAAUGGACCUCAGCUCCAACAAGUGUGUGUGGACCGUAUACUGGUGGGAAGACUCCCAGCCAACACCAUCACAGAUGCGGUGCUCAGUGAUAGGCUGAUUCUGCUGUCCUUCCUGGAGCAGAGCCAAGUGGCUGUGGUCCACGUCAACCGAAAGAACCAGGACUCCCCAGAGGGUGGCAGCAGAACAGACAAACUCUCCGCCUCGGAAAUCAAGGUUCUCUCCGUGGAGCUCAGCGCUCAGAGUCGAAGGCUUCGCAGACGGGUCAGUCUCAACCGUCACCAGGAUGUGGCGCUGUGCUGGUGGAACCUGCAGGAGCCAGGUGACGAGCUGUGGCCCUGGACCCCCACCGAUGCUCACCGGAACAACGUGGUCCUCCUCAGCUGCUCUCCCACGGACGGACUCAAGGUUCUUUGUUCCGUGAAGACCGAGGGAGAUCCUCUGGACUGUCGCUUCAGUCUGCUGCGGCCGUACCAGCUGCUGACCGUGGAGCUUCCUGCCAGAACCCCAGAGCCCGGACAAGAGUCCUGGGCCCAGACCUGCGUUUACGAAUGCGCCCGAGGACGCUCGCACCGACUGUCCGUCACCCGCAUCCCCCUGCCGGCGACGCCCAUCUUCUGCUCCCAUCAUCCCUCGGAGACCAUGCUCCUGCUGGGCCUCAGCGACUCCUCCCUGGUCCUGUAUGACGGUCGACGGGGGGUUUCCCUGCUGGCCUCCUGCCCCGUGCCGCCCAACCUGCUGGCCUGGCACCCCGCCGGGGCCGUGGUCGUGGUCGGGGGGGGGCAGGGGGGGCUGAUGUGCUUCGACGUGGGCCUGGCGCCCGUGAAGAUGGCGCUGUUGGCCGAGGAGCCGGCUCCAGCUCCCACACUGAGGCUGACAGAACACCUGCGCUGCUCCGGAGGUCUGGAGGGCCUGCAGUGGUCCGCGGGCCGGGACGGAGGCCCGGAGGGCGGGGACAUGCUGAUGCUGGCCGUACACGGGGGUCCACUGGCCGUCCUGAGGUUCAGACUAGGAGCUCUGACUGGAGGACACCUCGGACCCGUGGAGCUGCUGCACCAGCGGCUCCUCUGUGGACAGGUGAGUGAAGCUCUGGGGAUCCUGGAGUCCAUGGACUGGAGCGCGAGCGGAGGUGAAUGUUUCAGGGCUCUCGGCUCCAUCACCAACCACCUGCUGAGGACGGAGCUCAACGCAGCGACCGAAGCCCAACUGGAAGCAGCUCUGGGGGUCUUCUACUCCCCCCCCGCUCCUCUCUCUGACUCGGUGAUACUGGAGUACAGGGAGCCAAUCGGUUCGUACGCCCGGCGCUUUUUUCACCACCUUCUUAGACACCAGCGAACAGAGAAGGCCUUCCUCCUGGCUGUGGAUUUGGAGGCCAGAGAUUUGUUCAUGGACCUCCAUUAUGCUGCCGGUGAUAAGGGCGAGCUGGUGCUGGCCGACGUGGCCAAGAGGAAAGCUAAUGAAAUCCAGGCCCGGGCCGUCGCCGCGGGAGAAGAUCCUACAGGCAGAAAUGAGAUGGGUGGAUCCAGACUCGGCGACAGACAGACUGAGAGGAACCAGAGUGAAACAGGACCUUUGCACCUGAACCCGCCCACAGCGCCCGCUGACGGCAGAACCAAUCAGAGGAGAACACCAGCAAAGACGGGUCAUGUGACGGUGAACCCAGAUCUGUUCCGGACUCUGACACAAACAGGAAACACUGAAGGAGACGGAAACAGAAAGAAUGAGGACGACGACCCUGAGACUCUGCACCUGGUUUAUCUGGGAACCGUUUGAGGAAACGAAGACAAACUGAACGUUUGACUCUCGUCUUCAACAACAGCUUAUGUUACCCAACAGUUCCUGGAACUUCACAUCGGACCCAAAGUCUUGUUUUUGUUGUUCAUGUGUAAAUAUUGUAUAAAACGAAUUAGGUUUCAUAAUUCACUGAGUUCAUGGAACUGUCUCCUAGACAUACAAAUAGUACCAGGAACUGUACUUAGCUCCUGCUACUUUUUGAUGAAAAAACAUAUAGUUCUUGCUUCUGUAACAAGUUGCUGUACCAGGUGAGCUACCUAGUUCCUACUGAUAUUUGGCGAAAAAUAAUAUAGUCCUGGUACUAUUUCCUGGUCAAUUCUGAAACGG
Messenger RNA from Cynoglossus semilaevis (tongue sole), 3228 nucleotides. RefSeq names its product WD repeat containing planar cell polarity effector (gene wdpcp). NCBI's taxonomy places the organism in Eukaryota, Metazoa, Chordata, Actinopteri, Pleuronectiformes, Cynoglossidae. Gene Ontology annotation, cellular component: axonemal basal plate. Gene Ontology annotation, molecular function: protein binding. The coding region runs from base 784 to 2880 and encodes 698 amino acids. The transcript is spliced from 20 exons. The record is from RefSeq and is a predicted model, not a curated record. Gene Ontology annotation, biological process: establishment of protein localization; nervous system development; cilium organization.